Molecule: messenger RNA, 1122 nt
Organism: Mercenaria mercenaria
Lineage: Eukaryota; Metazoa; Mollusca; Bivalvia; Venerida; Veneridae
Exons: 1
Coding region: 1-1122 (373 amino acids)
Source: RefSeq, a predicted model, not a curated record
AUGUACUUCAAUUCCUGGACAAAUAUUACCACAGAUAAAUGGAUUCUGAAAACAAUUUCUGGAUAUAAUGUUGAACUUUUUAAAAAACCUAAACAAAAAUUGGUUCCUAAGCCGCUACAAUUCAGUAAGGAAGAAUCAAAGAAAAUCAGUGACGAAAUAGAUCAGAUGCUUAAGAAAGGAAUAAUUACACCUGUACCAGAUUCAGAACCGACUACUGAUGAAUAUAUAUCAAACAUAUUUACAAGACCUAAAAAGGAUGGGCGUGUAAGGGUGAUUCUUAAUCUUAAACAUUUCAAUGCAGAUUUUAUGAAAAAAUUUCAUUUUAAAAUGGAAACACUUCAAUCCGCCAUUGACUCCUUGAGGAAAGACUGUUAUUUUGCCUCGGUUGAUCUUGCCGAGGCGUUCUAUUCAGUGCCACUCCUUCACGAAGAUAGGAAAUACUUUAGGUUCUUUCAUAACAGCACAAAGUAUCAAUUCACUGCUCUGGUAAUGGGGCUAACAAGCAGUCCUAGAAUUUUCACGAAAUUACUCAAACCGGUAUUUGCGACCCUUAGAUCUUGGGGACACAUCAGUACAGCAUACAUCGAUGAUUCGUGCUUGCAGGGGUUAACUUAUGGGGAAUGCCUUAUCAAUGUUAGAGAUACUGUCAAAUUAUUAGACGAUUUAGGUCUCACAGUUCAUCCCACAAAGUCUGUACUGAUUCCAUGUCAAACAAUUGUAUUUUUGGGGUUUGUUCUUUGCUCAAUAACCAUGACGGUCCGACUUACCGAUGAAAGAUGUGUAGAGAUAAUAGAAUUAUGUAAAACACUGAUAAACACUAAACGAACAACGAUAAGGAACUUCUCACAGCUAAUCGGAAAAUUAGUCGCAGCAGAACAGGGGGUGGAAUAUGCGACUUUAUACAUAAAACCAUUAGAGAAAAUAAAAGUGUUUCAGUUACAGAAACAUAAGGGCAAAUUUGACAGUUUUAUGAAAAUCCCAGUUUCAAUAAAACCAAUUUUAAAUUGGUGGAUUGUCAAUCUGAAAAACAGUAUGUAUAUACUCAGACUCUUCAUUGAAAGGAUGGGGGGGAUACAAUCAAACACACAACAUAAAAACAGGGGGAGAAUGGUCUAUAGGUGA